AUGCCUCAAAGAACGAAUCUCUCUUUCUUUCACAACCCAGAUUUCAGAAUGCUGCAGCAAAACCCUUCUGAAAUUUCCUUCCAAUCAUUUGAUAUUAAUCAUGAUUAUCUUCCCUAUAGUACGCUCGAUUUCUCAUCGAGUUCGCAGACAAAGUCUACCAAGUCCAUGAAGUCAUCUCGAGAUAAAGAAGUAUUGCCGAAUAAUAAGACGGGUGAAAAGUCAUAUAUAGGUGUGAGAAAAAGGCCUUGGGGGAAAUUUGCUGCAGAGAUUAGAGACACAACAAGAAGAGGGAAAAGGGUUUGGCUUGGAACCUUUGAUAGUGCUGAAGAAGCUGCUUUAGCUUAUGACCAAGCUGCAUUUUCAAUGAGAGGUGAUAACGCUCUUCUCAAUUUUUCAGUUCAAAGGGUCAAACAAUCUUUGCAAGAUAUUCAAUAUGAUCCUUGCUGUAAUAUUGAGUCUUUUUCACCUGCACUUGCACUCAAAGAAAGACAUUAUAACCAAAGAAAAUUAAUGCCAUCAUCAUCAAAAGGUAAAAAGGGUAAAGGGAAAUUACAAGAAUCAGAGGAAUCAUCAUCAAGUGUGUUGGUGUUAGAGGAUUUGGGAGUUGAAUAUCUUGAGCAACUUUUAACUAUAUCUGAUCAUCAAACUAUAAGCUCCACCAACUUCUAA
This is a messenger RNA of Vicia faba (fava bean), 669 nucleotides long. The record is from the annotation of a GenBank genome assembly. NCBI's taxonomy places the organism in Eukaryota, Viridiplantae, Streptophyta, Magnoliopsida, Fabales, Fabaceae.